GUCACAAUUUAUAUUAGUAGUUUUAAAUUCAUGAUAGUAAUUAAAAUUUUAGUUUCUAAUUCAAAUAUAGUUUUAAACUAAUGAUAGUAAUUAAUUAUAGCUUAUGAAUUAUUCAGUAAAAUAUAUUUUUUAUUUAUUUAACUGACUAUAAAUUAGAAUCAAGAUAAGUUUUUGUUUUCUUAUAUAAUUUUGAUCUAUUCGCAAAAAAUAUAUUAUGAAAUAAAUAUUGAACUAUAUAUUGCAAUAAAUUAGUUAUGUUCUUAUAAUUUAAUUUUUUUAAUUUAAUUUUUUUUUUCAUAAAUUUCAACAUAUAAAGUUUUCAUCUUAAUCAUAUAAAAUAUCUAUGCGCUAUUAAUUAAGUUUUGUUAUCAACAAAAUUAUAUUUUGAUUUAAUUUAGAUUUUUUGGUCACAAUUUAUGUUAUUAGUUUAAAACUCCUAAUAAUAGUUGAAAUUUUAGAUUUUGAAUGAAAAUAACUUUUAUUUAUAUACUAUUUUUUCUAUAACUGACAAAUAGAUGAUAAUGUGAAGAUUUAAAUACAUAUAAUUUUAAUUAGUCAUUUUCUCAGGAAUCUUACCUGUUAUUUAGAAAAGAUGUAAUUUUAAAAUUAAAAUCUUCAUAAAGUUCAAAAAAUAACAAAAUUUUCAUCCUUAUCAUAAAAUAUACUUUUUGUUAUUACUCAAUAGAACAAUUAAUAAUUAUUAAUUAAGCAAAUAUGUUUUAUCAACAAAUUUGGUUUAUAAGUUAUUUUGUGUUUUGAAGAUUAUUUGGUUAUAUUUUAUGGUAAUAGAUCUUAGCACAUAACAAAUAUUUAAAGCUUUAGCUUAUACUUCAAAAAGAGAAAAAGAUUAUUGUGUGCACAAUUUGUUUUAUAUUCCUAUCACACACACACACACACGCAUAUAUAUACAUAAAGCUUUUCACUUUGUUUAUAUAUGUAUUAGGGUGGGGAAAAAAAUAGAUGACAACGGUGAAGCUUCCGUGGGAUAUGGAGGUAGAGAUACUCUCUUGGCUUCCACCUCGAUCUCUUGUUGGGUUCCGAGCCGUGUGCAAAAAAUGGAACUCUCUUCUCAAUGACAAGAGUUUUCUCAACCAGCACUCGUCUAGAUCUCGUCCCCAGUUCAUUUUCUUAACUAAAUUGAAGACUUACUCGAUUGACGUUGACCUCGGCGGCGCAGGAGUUGGUCCAACGAUAAAGAUGUGUGAGGUAGCAUCUGAUUUUCCUUGUCAACCUAUGGAUUGGGAAAAUAUUAAUGUCGCAUCUUGCGACGGAUUACUGUUUCGUGAAUUUUUGAGGAAAGGCGUAGCUGUCUGGAAUCCUUGGUUGAAACAUAUGGGGUUGAUAGAGUUCAAGGAAAAAGAUUUUUAUUUUGGAGGGGUAGGAUACGAUAGUAAGAGACCCGAAAAAGGUUACCAGAUCUUGGGUUAUUUUUGUAGAGUCGACGACACUUGCAAAAAAGGUUACGAUGAAUUUGCGGUUUACGAGUGUGCUUCUAAGACGUUUAAAUUUAUUGACUCUCCUUUCAGGAAGUGGUCUCUGUGGUCCGCCAUCACUGAGGCGGCUGCCCCUUUGUCUUUGGAGGGAAAUUUGUUUUGGAUUGGUUACUGUGACGAGAUACGUGAAAGUACCAUCCAAAGCUUUAGUUUUUCCAGAGGUAUAUUCAUCAAAAAGUUUUGCAUGCUGCCUUGUGAGAAAGUUUUUUAUGUCAAUAAACUUGUCCUAGCUAUUUAUAAGGGAGAUCGGUUAUCGUUGCUAAAUCAACGCUACGCAACAGGAAAGAUUGAGAUUUGGGUGACAAAGGAUAAGAUUGAUGAUAGAGCGCAAGUGGUGUGGGUAAACUUGAUGAAUUUUUCAACAACUAACUUACCAAGGCUAAAAGAUGAAUAUUAUGGCGUUAGGUAUUUUAUUAUUGACAAAACCAUAAUAAUGUGUUACGAGAACAGUCAAACUGGAGCGGCUUGCAUCUACAUUGUGAGUGGAGAUAUGUUCAAGAAGAUUCCAAUAGAUUAUGGGAAUGUUCUUGAGUGUUACUACCGUGUCUAUUUUCCAAAUUUGAUCCGGCUUCCUUUAGAAUUCAGACGAUCGCUGGAAAUUUAAAAUUGUUUUUGCUUGUUUUUAAAUUUUUAUUUAUCUCAAAUCUUAUCUCAUAAAAACAUUGGCUUAAUAUUAAAGUUAAAUUACAAUAAAAAAUUACAAUUUGGUGCUGUUUGCAGUAAAAAAAUAUGUAGUAUAAAUUAUAGAUGUAGAUAUAAGAUAUUGAGUUCAUAUUUUUGGUAGUUGAUGUUGUUAACUUCAAUUUAUUUAACGGCUGUGACAAUGCAUACGAAUCAUGCAUCACCAAACGGAUGUAGUUGGGUUUAGCUCAUUAAGACUUAAGUGUUAGUUUUAUAAAGACAAGGAAAACAUGAAUGUUUUCAAAAAAAAAUUAAAACAUGGAAGGUUGCAGGAAGCUUGAUUCGUCAAAUUGAAAAGAAAGUAACAUAUAGGAUCUUUGUGUAAGGAUACCGAUCAAAACUUCAAAGGGUUUCGUUUAAUAAGUCAAGCAAAAAAAAUAAAAUUUUACCAAAAAGUAGCCAAGCAAAAAGGUUGGAAGAGGGAAAACCUCAAGAAGCUCAAAUUUGUGUUAAUUUAAAUUUUUUUUAUCAUUUCACAUAAAUCACAUCAACAACAGUAAAAAACGUUUUUGUCAAAACAACACAGAGGAAAAUCCCAAAAAGUAAUAUAUUUUUAAACUAAAUUACCAUAAAUGAUUAAUCAUAAUUUUAGUUCAACUUCUCAAUACUAAUCUUAAGUUCUAAAAGAUUGUAUAAUUUAUUGUUUACAUAGUUUACGCAAUUUUUUAACUAUUCAUUUAUUUAAUUAAUUUUGUAAUUAUAAAUAUGAGGAUGUCUUAUUUUAUUUUUAAAUAUGCUAUUUUAGUAAAUUUUCUAUUUGUGUAUUGUUUUACGAAGAAUAAGAAAACACGUUUAAAUCGACUCCAGCUUAAGUGUUAUUAAAAAAAUGGUUUUAAUACAGUAUUUGUUACCUAAGUCAGAAAAAUAAUAUUUUUAAUAUAAACUCUUGUUUUUUUUAUUCUGACAAAAGUUUCAAACGUUAACUAUAUUUUAAUAAUUUUAUAAAUAGAGCAUGAAUAGUUGAAACUAAUAAAAUAUGCCACUAAUUAUAUUUUCAAAAAGAAAACUGAAUGCUAUAAGCCAGGUUUUUAUAUCUAAAUUAGUAGUGAGACAUGACUUUGUAGAUGAUGCA
Brassica napus (rape) is the source of this 3246-nucleotide messenger RNA. RefSeq names its product F-box protein At3g17710-like. The record is from RefSeq and is a predicted model, not a curated record. Lineage: Eukaryota; Viridiplantae; Streptophyta; Magnoliopsida; Brassicales; Brassicaceae. The transcript has a single exon. The coding region runs from base 961 to 2097 and encodes 378 amino acids. Gene Ontology annotation, molecular function: protein binding.